AUGGGCAACCCAUCAACUUUGACGCCCUCCUCGCUUGGCGCCGCGCUGUGCCCUUCUGAACACUCAUCUGAUAAGGCUGCCACAAGUAAGGCAUUCGCGAACAAGACUGGAGGUGUCGACCUUAGUUUAAAUCUUCUUGGCGGAGGUCAAGUGACCGAAGUGGCUAACUCCAUGAUGUCGACCUCAACUGCUGGGGCCUUGGUUCAGACUAACUCUCCUUCAUCAAUGACUAGCACUGAUCAGCUGAUCUCUAUGGCCGCCCCUGCCUCCAUGACUACCUCAUGUGUCUCUGCCACUUCGGCCUCAUCUACUGGUCAGAUUUUGCGUUCAUUGCGGUUGGAUGCACCCUUAGGCAUUUCGCACGAAGACCGUGCCAGUUCGGCUGCCAUGCUGGCCAACAGUGGGGCCUUGCCAACGCAUUUACUCACAGGUGUUCAUGGACAGGUAUACUAUAUGUAUACACUACUAUAA
This is a messenger RNA of Protopolystoma xenopodis, 471 nucleotides long. NCBI's taxonomy places the organism in Eukaryota, Metazoa, Platyhelminthes, Monogenea, Polystomatidea, Polystomatidae. The record is from the annotation of a GenBank genome assembly.